Messenger RNA from Folsomia candida, 4144 nucleotides. RefSeq names its product acid sphingomyelinase-like phosphodiesterase 3b. Lineage: Eukaryota; Metazoa; Arthropoda; Collembola; Entomobryomorpha; Isotomidae. The coding region runs from base 961 to 2478 and encodes 505 amino acids. Gene Ontology annotation, molecular function: hydrolase activity. The record is from RefSeq and is a predicted model, not a curated record. The transcript has 16 exons.
GUCGGGCCUCACUUUGUUUGUAGGAGAGAGUCCGUCCUCCAGAUUUCCUCCGCCAAGAGAAGAAGAAGAAGCACAAGACUUAUUCAAAUCCUCUUUGCUGCCAAGAGAUCCCAUCAUCGUUUCUGCCCUGCUCCUUGAUCUCCGCUUCAGUGAGAGCAGUGAUUUCUGCCCCAACCAAGCACACAACAUGUUUAUAAUACAAAUCACUCUUCACGACUUUGCCUCAGUUACUCAGCUGCAUUCUCAAGACACGGCUCUCUCCCUUUUGCCAAGGAAGCGACGUCCACUUGCCAAAACGGAGCGGUAGUGAUCUUAUACACCAGACACUUAUUUGCCCCAUAGUUUUUGGUGCAUGGGAUUGAACUCCUCGGUGUGUUUGCAUUGCAUACUACUUCAUAAUAAUACAAGUUUGGUGCAGCAGUAGCAGAGUCGAUAGGAACCACCAAGAACUCAUUUCCCAUUCAUCCGCAUCCCACCCAGACAAGGAGAAAGCAACGGGGAAAGUUGAGUUUGCUCCUGGUGAGAUUUUGUGUGGACUGAAAACAGCAGCAGCAUUGUCUCAUUCUCAUCUCGCCUGAAUAAUGUGGUAAACCGUGACGGGAAAGCUGUGCAGCACUCUCUCGUGCUACCUCCGUUGUUCCAAUCGACAACAAACGCAGCAGACACAUUGUUUCAUUCAUCAUGAAUUUUAAGCAGAAGCAGCAAGAGAAAGUGCUUCUGGGUAGUAUUUAGUUGUGGCUGCUCAUAAACAAGUAGGGAGUGGAUUCGCCAUAAUUUUGUGUCACGUGUACGAGCCAAAUGCUUUUCUGACAACGUGUAUUAUGACACUUUCAAAAUAAACUCACCCGUGAGAAUCGUCCCCGCUUGACCACGUCUACUUUCUCCGGUUACAAAACAACACCAUCACAUCCACCACCACCACCGCCACUUUGGACUCUUGGAGUUGGACGCGGAUUCACAAUGACGAAUAGCAGCAAGCCUCACAGGACGUGGACGUGGUUUCACCCCGUACUCGCGAUCAUGAUGAUAUGGCACACUUCCGAGGCCAACAUUGGUUACUUUUGGCAAAUUACGGAUCUGCAUUUGGAACUCAACUACUCCGUCUCCGUUGCCAACCGAGACAAAAUGUGCUGGCGUCAAAAUGGUGGAUUUCGAUCUCCGGAAGGCCAUGGAAGAUAUGGAAGCCAUUCCUGUGACUCACCGUUCAUUCUGGUUGAAUCUGCCAUAAAAGCCAUGAAAAACAUCACCGGCCAUGAAGGCAUCGAAUUCAUCCUCUGGACCGGGGAUUCCGUAUCGCAUUCAACCUACCAUGACGAGAGCAUAAAGGAUGACACAGUGUUCAGCGUCCUAAAAAACAUCACAUACCUUUUAAAAACACAAUUUCCUUUCUCAAAUAUUUACCCAGUUCUUGGGAACAUGGACUGGUACGCCAAGAGCAGGAUGACAUCGAGUGCCGGCUAUGCAGAAUUUCACAACAGGCUCAAACUCUACGGUCAACUUUGGUCAAACUGGGUUCCUCCAGAGUCACUGUUUGACUUUGAGAAAGGAGGCUACUACGCUAUCCAGGCGAGAGACAGGAGAACCCUGCUGCUCAUCUUGAACACCAGCUUGUACGAGAAACGACAAUGGAUCGGAGCCAAUGAGGAAGACCCUGCAGGUCAAUUUGCAUGGCUUCACGAGAAGCUGAAGAUGGCAAUGGCGAUGGGCAACAUGGUCUUCAUCAUUGGGCACAUCCCUCCUGGCAAGAUGGAGAGAUACAUGAGCAGUCGAUUUGGUCACCAUGCCUACCAGGACCAGUUCAACAAAAGAUACUUGAGACUGGUGAGAGAUUACCACAGCAUAAUCGCUGGACAAUUCUUUGGCCACUUCCAUUCCGACUCGUUUCGAGUCUUUUAUGAAAAAAUGGACAAAACCAAGGGAAAAUUCUUGGAGAGAAAUCCUAUCUCGUACCUUUUUCUGGCUCCUGCUGUUUCCCCGAGAAAAUCGACUCUGGGGGAUGAAAUCGGACCAAACAACCCCGGUCUGCGACUCUAUCAAUAUAACACCUCAUCGGGACAAAUUUACGACUACACGCAGUAUUAUCUUAAUCUCACAGAGGCGAAUGAAAUGAACAGAGCGGAAUGGAAAAUCCUGUACAACUUCACAAACUAUUACCGCCUCCAGAAUGUUUCCGCAGCUUCCCUAAGUGACCUCGCCUUCUCAUUCCUCAAGGACAGUGGGAGUGAGAAUUUCAACAAGUAUUACUUUGCCAACUCUGUGGGCUAUGAAGACCCCAGCAAAUGUCUUAACUUGUGUCGAAGAACCCAUUUUUGCGUCAUAACCAACGUUGACUACCAGGACUAUGAGAGGUGCAUUCAGACCGUGUUUGGAUCCAUUGGAUCCGCAAACUUUCUCAUCGUGAAUAUCAAUACGACAUUAUUCUUCCUUCUUUUUGUUCUUGUCAUCAACCUCGUCGGAUCGUCGGGACAGCUGUAUUAAACUCGUACCCACCCAAAAAUUGGUGGGUUUAUCCCUCCCCCCGUAACUACAUGCAUACAUACAUACUGACACUAUCUCUAGAUAUGAUGUCAUGUCAUGGAUGAAAUAAUGCCCUCCAUUAUGAACCUCGUUGUAUUAAUUAUCGCCGUACUUACAUAUACGCUACUACUUCAAGUCUUACAGCCCAUUGUUCCAGAUGACAAAAUACUUCUCUUGAUUUCUUCCACCUCUACCUCAGAAUGAAUUUCCCUCCCCCACCCACCAAAUUUCUUACCAACUACGUAACUAUCUAAUAAUUGAGAAAGGACGAUGAUGAUUGCGGUGUGCGAGUGUGUGUGUUCUUCUUCAGACGGUGGAUGACGAACCCUAAUUUACAUAUUGGUGACAAGAAACAAAUCCGUACCAGAAAAGACAGUUUCUCAAAUAGCCGUUAUACUUCAUACAUUAUUUAAAAAACCCAAGUACUCAAGUGAUAUAAUUGUUGUUGUUGUUGAAUAAUUGUGUAAGAGGAGCAAUUUUCACGAGAAAAGCUGACCCAGGGCUUUCGUUUCCAGGAUAUCUAAUUAUUGUAAUCAACCGUUAGGAUGUACUAUUUAUGUAACAAGUUUGGACAGUCAGUGGGAGUUAUUUACCAGCAAACAAACAACAACUGUAAUCUUAUUACUUUCUCUCUCUCUCAUUCCCUUGUCUCCGUUAUUACCUAUCACAGUCGAUUUAAUCUGGCAUCAUUUCCUGACUUGCAUUGAUUCCUGCUUGCUUGGAAUUUAUCAUCCUCUAUACGAUUACAACAAAAAACUUGUUCAUGUCGUUAAUUUAAUAUAGAUCUUGGUCUCCGUUUCUCUUCUCUUUCCUGCGAUACGACCAGAGGCAGAGAGUCGAUUAGUCUUUAUUACGCUUAUAUACGUCUCUACCUACCUAUAUUUACUAUCCACCACUCUAUAUGUACUUAUGUAUGUACUGACCAUGCAAUUUAUUUAUUUAUGUGCUACUUUGACGACACCACGCUUCCUUGUCACUUGUCAACUCUGCGCCCACUUAAUAUUUUUGAUUGAGAGACAAUGGGUGAGUGUGUGUACUAUUAAUGUGCAUCGGUAUAGACAAAUGAAAGAAAGCAACGAUUCUAGAGUCAAAGUCCCCCCACUUUCACUUACUUACCAAGUAUAAUAAAAGGAAUGAGAAUACGUUUCGAUUGGGCGAACGAUUUACGGUGAAAGAAACCUGCAGUGGAAGUGGAACUUGUGGUAAUAUUGGAAAUGAGACAAUUUUCUCUAAAAAAAAAUAUAAUAAGCUCCAUUCAUCCACUUUUUUUCUCUCCUUCCCUCCUCCUCGGUCACUACUAAAUAAAUAUAAUACUGCUACGGCUACUAAUAUGUCGUGUAAGUAAAUGAAUAAAUAUACUCUUUGUGCAACAGGAAAAAAGUGUUUGGGACGGAAUGCCAUAUAAUGAUAUACCUAACGUAAUAAUAAUAAUACUAAGGAUGCAUGUGUGGACUCGUACAUGUAUUUCUAUGCAGUCUCGUUGCAUACUAAAUUUAAGCUACUUCUACUUUUAUCGCCCAUAGUAUUAAACAUUUCAGAUGCUUAUCUUUGUGAUCCACACGUUUUGUGUAAAAAUGGAAAAGAAAUGAAAUAAACAGAGAGGGCUGUUUAUGCCUCAUGAUUUACA